AUGGAUCACAGAGUUCUGAAGACCCAGGAUCUUGAAGGCAGUCUUCCACAGGAUUUGGGCAGGUUCCCUUACCUCCAAGAAAUUGACUUGUCACGCAACUACCUCAACGGUACCAUCCCUGCAGAAUGGGGAGCCACGCCACUAGCUACCAUUUCUAUUAUAGGAAAUCGAUUAACCGGCCCAAUCCCAAAAGAAAUUGGAAACAUCAGCACUCUUGCAAACUUCACUGUCGAGUUUAAUCAGCUUUCAGGAGUUCUGCCACCAGAGCUUGGAAAUUUGACUCGCUUAGAAAAAAUCCGAAUUGGUGAUAACAGCUUCACAGGUCAGAUACCGAAUCUUAUUCAGAAAUGGACCAACCUGGAAAAACUAGUGAUACAAGGCAGUGGUCUAAGCGGGCCGAUUCCAUCAGGCAUUGCUCUUCUAGAAAAGAUGGUUGAUCUAUGA
Messenger RNA from Populus trichocarpa (black cottonwood), 444 nucleotides. RefSeq names its product probable leucine-rich repeat receptor-like serine/threonine-protein kinase At3g14840. The coding region runs from base 1 to 444 and encodes 147 amino acids. The record is from RefSeq and is a predicted model, not a curated record. Gene Ontology annotation, molecular function: protein binding. The transcript has 7 exons. NCBI's taxonomy places the organism in Eukaryota, Viridiplantae, Streptophyta, Magnoliopsida, Malpighiales, Salicaceae.